Molecule: messenger RNA, 1287 nt
Organism: Colletotrichum destructivum
Lineage: Eukaryota; Fungi; Ascomycota; Sordariomycetes; Glomerellales; Glomerellaceae
Exons: 1
Coding region: 45-968 (307 amino acids)
Source: RefSeq, a predicted model, not a curated record
UUCAACCUGAGUCAAUCUCUCCAUCCUUCACUCCCCAUCUCGUCAUGUUGCCCAUCGCUGCUGCUGCUGCCGCCGCCGCCGCCUUCGCUGCCCUGGCAUCUGCCCAGUCCACGCCAUGGCCCGCGUUCGGCAAUUGGACCGAGACCUUCAAGGGCCACGACUACAUUCUCUCGGGGCCCCGAGUCUUAGGCAGCAAGAUCGACUUUGAACUCGAACGGUGUCAGUACGUCUGGAACACCCUCAACGAGCGCGCCAACGACACCUCCGUGCCGGCUCCGUCCUCGGCCGAGCGAUGCAUGGACCUGCUCUUCGCUCGCAAGUCGGCCAUCGGCGACAAGGGGUUCCUCGACAUCUUCGCCGACGACAUCCAGGAGGCCAAGCAGUUCUGGUACGACGUCAACGACAACUCGACGCUCGACGACCCGGCCACCUGGAAGGCCGUCGAGUGCCGCGCCCUCGUCCACCUCCCCAACGUGACCGCAUGGGCCUUUUCGGCCUGGUCCGCCUCCCCCUUCGCCGACGCCGCCAACAAUCGCGGCAACGCGGAGCACUACUUCAAGUACUCGGACCACACCGGCGCCCUCGGCACCUCGCACAUCCUCGAGGGCUGGGGCGGCGUCACGACCAACUUCUCCAUCCCCAACUACAGCCCCCAGACCUGCGCCCAGCGGCCCAUGGUCCGCCCCUUGCCCGAGUUCCCCAUCAAGGCCUGCGGCGACAAGAACCUGGUCGACGAGAAAAACACCAACUUUGGCGUGCUCAACAUUGCCGCCCGCGAUUUUGUCGGCUGUGACAUGACGAGGAGGGUUGAUAUCUAUGCCUCCAUCUGGUACGGUAGCGCCAUUUCCGAGGAGCACCUUGAGGCGGAGCGCCAGCAUGUCAUCAUCGAGAUCGUCAACAUGAGUCUCCAGGCGCAAGAAGACAUCGAAAGUGGCAGAUUUGCGGUUCCUCCGCCUCCGACCGCUUGAGAGUAGGCGUGACGGAGCCUUGGGUGUAACUUUUAUAGAGUCCCGUGCAACCACUCGUUGCCAGUCCAAGAAUCAUUCAAUUCUUUACUACAUAUUUUCUGUUACCCAGUAAUACACUAGACCUCUUGGAGUCUCGAACGAUCUGCUACCAUUGUAACUUCUUUGGUGUUGGGGUGGGAAAGCCUACUGAAAUAGAUAACCUACUAAUCUGCUAAGGCGCAGCCAAGGUGUUACUCUAGCUGUCCUUAGGCGCAUCGCAUAAGAAGGGAAACUGUUUAUAACUAGCUAUAAGGAGCGCUUUUAGCAAAAUGAUAGUCCC